UAAACUAAAGCCAAUUUCCCUUCACACAUAGAUCACAAACAUUAAGAGGAAACCAAGCCAAAAAACAAAGAAAAGAAAGGAUAAUUGUAAGCAAUGGCUUCAACACAAUGUUUCUUGCACCAGCAUGCACUCUCUAGCUCAGCAGCUAGAACAACAUCCUCAGUGUCAUCACAGAGGUACGUUUCAUCCCUUAAGCCUAACCAAUUGGUUUGCCGUGCCCAAAAACAGUCCUCACCUCAAGAAGAUGAUGGCAACAGCGUCGUCGUCUCUCGACGAUUGGCUCUCACUGUCCUUAUUGGUGCUGCGGCCAUUGGUUCCAAGGUUUCCCCUGCAGAUGCUGCUUAUGGAGAAGCUGCAAAUGUUUUUGGUAAGCCAAAGGAAAACACUGAUUUCUUGGCAUACAACGGAGAUGGAUUCAAGUUGCAAGUCCCAGCUAAAUGGAACCCCAGCAAAGAAGUUGAGUUCCCUGGUCAAGUUCUCAGAUAUGAAGACAACUUUGAUUCCACCAGCAAUCUCAUUGUCACUGUCACUCCAACUGAUAAGAAAUCCAUCACUGACUACGGCUCCCCCGAAGAGUUCCUCACUCAAGUGGACUUUUUGCUAGGAAAGCAAGCUUACUUUGGUAAAACUGAUUCAGAGGGUGGAUUUGAAUCUGGUGCAGUGGCAACUGCAAACCUAUUGGAGACAUCAAGCUCAACUGUAGGAGGAAAAGAGUACUACAUCUUGUCAGUAUUAACAAGAACUGCAGAUGGAGAUGAAGGUGGUAAGCACCAAUUGAUCUCAGCUACAGUAAAUGGUGGCAAACUUUACAUUUGCAAAGCACAAGCUGGUGACAAGAGAUGGUUUAAGGGUGCUAGGAAGUUUGUGGAGAAUGCUGCCACUUCUUUCAGUGUUGCUUAAUUAAGAAUGAAAAAAAAGUAAAACCAUUAGUAUUAAGUUUGUAUGUACUUAGUUCUCCCCCCUCUUAAAAAGAAAUAUGGUGCUGAGAUGAGUUGCUUAAUUGGACUUCCUUUUUUCUCUUUUCAAGCCACCCUAAAAUAGUUUGUAGAGAUGUUUGAAGUAUUGUUGGAGAAAGCUAAUGUUAAUAAUUUUAAUAUUUUCUUUGCAUAUAUUAGACACCCUUUUAGACA
Molecule: messenger RNA, 1130 nt
Organism: Nicotiana tabacum (common tobacco)
Lineage: Eukaryota; Viridiplantae; Streptophyta; Magnoliopsida; Solanales; Solanaceae
Source: RefSeq, a predicted model, not a curated record